Clupea harengus (Atlantic herring) is the source of this 1104-nucleotide messenger RNA. RefSeq names its product HscB mitochondrial iron-sulfur cluster cochaperone (gene hscb). Gene Ontology annotation, biological process: [2Fe-2S] cluster assembly; protein complex oligomerization. Gene Ontology annotation, molecular function: ATPase activator activity; protein-folding chaperone binding. The record is from RefSeq and is a predicted model, not a curated record. Gene Ontology annotation, cellular component: mitochondrion. Lineage: Eukaryota; Metazoa; Chordata; Actinopteri; Clupeiformes; Clupeidae.
CCUUCUCAGUUAGAGGAAGUAGGAAGUUGAACAAAAUAUGUUGAUAAAUAAGUAACCUAAACGCGUGAGUGUAAUGGAAAUCCGACAUCGACUAAUGCCGAAGUCGAGUAGUCAAGAGUAAUCAUGGUGACACCACACCAACUGCGUCGGUUGGGUUGUUUUGACUGGCUCCAGUGUAUACGGAAGGUAUAUGGGAGUGGACAUAGGUUUUUAAAUCCCAAACAUUUCUUCAGAUGUCGGGUCACCUUCAACUCAAACGUUGUCGGGCACGGCAGAUAUAUUUGCAACCUAUUACAUCAUGACAGUGGGAGUCAAACAGUGAAAUACUUUAAUUUGGUGACUAAACGACUGUGUGCAAACUCAGUGAAUCGCAAGUGUUGGAGCUGUGGUUCGUCAGCCCCUUCAUUUUUUUGCCCAUCUUGCAAACUCGUGCAACCUCCUGAAGAAAGAACCUCUUACUUUGAGAUUAUGGACUGUGAGCAGACAUUUGCUUUGGAUACCCAGCGCCUCCAACGAACAUACUUACAACUUCAACGCUCUCUGCACCCUGACCACUUCAGCCAGAGGACAUCGAAAGAGCAAGAGCAUUCAGCCGAACAGUCAGCAUCGGUAAACAAGGCUUAUAGGACUCUCCAGAAGCCUUUGAGUCGUGGGCUUUAUAUGCUUGAGCUCCAGGGCAUGCACCUGGACGAGGGGACCGACAUCACAGCUGACCCCCAACUUCUCAUGGAAGUCAUGGAGAUCAACGAGUCACUGGCUGAGACCCGGAGUGAGGAUGAGGUCAACUCGAUCGGCCGCUCAAUGAAAGAGAGACUAAAAGACUUGACGGAGCAAAUAGACACGGCACUGAGCAAAGGAGACCUUCAGUCAACUAAAGCACUUCUCGCCGAAAUGAAAUACUUUGCAAACAUCGAAGAGAAAGUGAAAGAAAAGCUUUCUGACCUCGCAGAGAGUGCAUAGGCACCUGAUGAGUAUUUUAUGGUUUCAUAUACAGCAUACCCUGUGAGGAUUCAUAACUUAUAUAUAACUUUAAAGGGCACAUUUUAUAACCAGUUUAUUUAUUUGGGUAAAAAUGUCAAAUCAUAAAUAAAUAAUGUAAUUUCA